Messenger RNA from Lolium perenne, 4062 nucleotides. RefSeq lists its product as uncharacterized. NCBI's taxonomy places the organism in Eukaryota, Viridiplantae, Streptophyta, Magnoliopsida, Poales, Poaceae. The record is from RefSeq and is a predicted model, not a curated record.
ACAACGAACAUCGAGUCGACUAGUUCCCCAUUUCCCUCUGCUUGUGAGCUGUCGAGACAGGAACGGAAAUCCCCAUCCUGUCGUCGUCCUCCUCCCGCAGGCAUCUCUUCCUCCUGCUGGCUGCUGCCCCGCGGCUCCCCACGAUUCCUUCCCUUCCAGCUCGAGGCCAAGCUCUGCUCUCUCUCUCUCCUCCUUCCGAUCCAUUCCCCGUGUUUUCAUUCCUUCCCAAGAGAAAGGGAGGCAUGGAGUCCGAUCCCAACAGUAAUCAGGAGGAGCAGCACCGCAUCUUGUUGCCUAGCGAUACUGAUAGUGCAACAGCAGCCGCAGCAAAGGCCGACCACGGCGAACAAGUUGCCGAUCUCGAUCUGGAUCCCGUUGUGAUUGAAGGAGAAGAGGUCAAGGUGGAGAAGAAGAGGAGUAGCCGGAAAGUACGGUUCAACGACUGCAGCCUCACCCAGGUCCUGGAGUUCCAGCCAAGCACCCAGGAGGACGCCAUUUCCCUGUGUGCCCAGCUUUGCACUUGGCUCUGUGGACAGAGGCCAGAAACAUAGGCAUGCAUGCCUGCUUCAAGGAGAAGAGGUCAAGGUGGAGAAGACAAGGAGUAUAUGCUUGUGUUGAUUCUUGGAGUUCACUGAUAUGGCAACAACAAGAAGCCGGAAUUUAGCUGAAUGAGGGAUGGAGGGAUGGUCAGAGAUACAAGGAAACAUGCAUGGAUGUGUAUAUGUAUGGUCGCUCCAUUUCCUCGCAGGCAUCCAGCUAAUGUCCUCGCCUCAGUUUUGGUGGUUCCAUCUUGCGCCUUGUCUUGGAUCCUGUAAUGAAGAACGGUGCUUUCGAACGCCAAAAUGGCAUCUUGUCUUUCCUAUUAUUGGUUAUUGCUCAUCCAUGUUCAUAAACUACGUGUUCCAAGUUUCGUUACCCCUCUUCACAUCUGAACAUGGAAUUGACAAUCACGCUGUAGAACUACUACAGUUUUUUGGCAAACAUUUGUGGAAGGGAAGAGACACCAAAAGCGCUCUCAGUAAUAGACAAAUAUAAGUAAACUUCCUCAAAUUUGAUGAAGUGGCCAAAGGAGAUGGUGGUCAAACCAUGAGCACAAAGAGGAAGUGAAUGAGGGGGGCACUCCUCGUACAAGAGAUGCCAGGUACUAAAAAACUAACCCUGGCAUCCUUUUUUGGGACGGAGCGAGUAGUUCCAAUCUGCAACAUCUGUCAUUCUCAGGUUUAAAGUUUUUCAACCAAAGAAACGCAUGGUGUGCACCAACUCUCAACCAAUUGUUGUUCUGAUCUGUGAACAAUCAGACAGAGAUAACAAUGUGCAUGUGAAAUACUCUAGACCGUAACCAUUUUUGGACAGAGAGAGUAGAAUGGAUGAUAAACACCAACUCUUUCCAUUUGGAGAUCUGUGGUGUGAGCAAUAUCAGGCAAGGACAAUAACAUCCAUGUGAAAUUCUGAAGUGUAACCAGAAUGCGGGGUUGCAUUAACGAACUGGUUAUGCUCACAUUGAACAGGUAAACGACCAGAUCAAGCUAGGUGUGCGAAUAGUCAGUGCAAAGAUUAAUAGUGCAUUGGGAUUAAAACCCCUGGUACAUUGGACAACAUAUAAAUGGGGCCAAAGCGCAAUCCUGAGAAAUACUGUACACUGUUGUCAAUGGCAAAGAACCUGUCUUGAACAUCUUUGAUUUUGUACACUGUUUCUAGAGUUCUGGUUAUUAGGGAGAAUGACUUUUUCAGAUGCCUAUAUCUGGACAAGAGUGCAGCUAACAUGGAGAAGUACAAGGUGGCGAGAAGGCUGCAAGGCGGGCGGUGAGUGAAGCAAGGGAUCGGGCGUAUGAGGACCUCUACCAACGUUUAAACACGAAGGAAGGCGAAAGGGACAUCUAUAAGAUGGCCAAGUUUAGGGAGAGGAAGACGAGGGAUGUCAACGAAGUCAAAUGCAUCAAGGACGGAGAGGAUCAGCUUCUUGUGAAGGAUGAGGCGAUCAAGCAUAGAUGACGGGAGUACUUUGACAACCUUUACAAUGGAGAGGUUGAGAGCUCUACCAUUGAGCUAGACGACUCAUUUUGAUGAUACCAGCAUGUGCUUUGUGCGACGUAUCCAGGUCUGAGGUUAAGGAGGCGCUAAGGAGGAUGAAAGGAGGCAAUGCGAUGGGUCCUGAUGGUAUCCCCAUCGAGGCGUGGAGAGGCCUUGGAGACGUAGCGAUAGUAUGGCUAACUAAGUUUUUCAACCUCAUUUUUCGGUUAAACAAGAUGCCCGAAGAAUGGAGGCGGAGUAUUUUAGUACCAAUCUUCAAGAACAAGGGGGAUGUUCAAAGUUAUACUAAUUACCGUGGAAUAAAGCUGAUGAGCCAUACUAUGAAGCUAUGGGAGAGAGUCAUUGAGCACCGCUUAAGAAGGUUGACAAGCGUGACCAAAAACCAAUUUGGUUUCAUGCCUGGGAGGUCUACCAUGAAAGCCAUCUUCUUGGUACGACAGCUGAUGGAGAGAUACAGGGAGCAAAAGAAGGACCUUCAUAUGGUGUUCAUUGAUUUGGAGAAGGCCUAUGAUAAGAUACCUCGGAAUGGCAUGUGGUGAGCCUUGGAGAAACACAAAGUCCCAAUAAAGUACAUUAACCUCAUCAAGGAUAUGUAUGAUAAUGUUGUAACAAGUGUUCGAACAAGUGAUGGCGACACUGAUGACUUUCUAAUUAGAAUAGGGCUACACCAAGGGUCAGCUUUGAGCCCUUAUCUUUUUGAUUUGGUGAUGGAUGAGGUCACAAGGGAUAUACAAGGAGAUAUCCCAUGGUGUAUGCUCUUUGCGGAUGAUGUGGUGCUAGUCGAUGAUAGCCGAAAGGGGGUUAAUAGAAAGUUAGAGUUGUGGAGGCGAACUCUAGAAUCGAAAGGUUUUAGGCUUAGUAGAACUAAAACUGAAUACAUGAGGUGCAGUUUCAGUUCUACUAGGCACGAGGAGGUGGUACCGGAGCGAGACACUUUUCGAUAUUUGGGGUCCAUGUUGCAGAAGGAUGGCGAUAUCGAUGAAGAUGUGGGCCACCGAAUCAAGGCUGGUUGGAUGAAGUGGCGACAAGCUUCUGGCGUACUCUGUGACAAGAGAGUGCCACAAAAGCUAAAAGGCAGAUUUUAUAGGACAGCUACCCGACCUGGGAUGUUGUAUGGCGCGGACUGUUGGCCAACGAAGAGACGACAUAUCCAACAGUUAAGGGUAGCAGAGAUGCGCAUGUUGCGAUGUAUAUGUGGCCACACAAGAAAUGAUCGGGUACGGAAUGACGAUAUACGAGAGAGAGUUGGGGUAGCACCGAUUGAAGAGAAGCUGGUCCAACAUCGUCUCAGAUGGUUUGGACAUAUCCAACGGAGGCCUCCGGAAGCGCCAGUGCAUAGCGGACGGAUAAAACGUGCUGAGAAUGUUAAGAGAGGUCGUGGUAGACCUAACUUGACAUGGGAGGAGUCUGUUAAGAGAGACCUGAAGGUUUGGAAUAUCGAUAAAGAUUUAGCCAUGGAUAGGGGUACGUGGAAGUUAGCUAUCCACGUUCUGAAACCAUGAUUUGGCUUCGAGAUCUUAUGGGUUUCAACUCUAGCAUAUCCCAACUUGUUUGGGACUGAAAGGCUUGGUUGUUGUUGUUGUUGUUGUUUCUAGAGUUCUGAUUGGUCAAUAAUGUCCACAUAGUAUUUAGCUCUUUUGUAUUUUUUGCAAAGUAUUUAGCUGUUGCUGCAUUUGUCAUACCAAGUGAACAGCCUAGGUGUUGUUUUUGUUUGAAAUGGAGAUGUGCGAGUAGAUAACAGUGUGAAUUAAGUUAGGUUCAUGAAGCAAGAAUAGCUGGUGCUACCUUCUUCAAAUACUUAAAAGUUAAAGCCUGUUAUUUCAUAUGUCUUCUUCCAGCAAGUUUCUCUAGAGACCUUGGGAAAGAUCAAUGACGAGCUCAAUUUCAAGUAUAGCUGCAAUCUGCAACAUCAGGUAACAUUGGUACAUGUGACAGAUUUCAAGUUUUCAACCAAAGCAACGAAUGAUGUAGAACAACUAGUCAUUUACAGCCAGGGACAACUACGUCCAUGUUAAAAAAGCAAUGGACAAA